This is a messenger RNA of Mesocricetus auratus (golden hamster), 2520 nucleotides long. It is a transcript of the gene Kel, whose product is annotated as Kell metallo-endopeptidase (Kell blood group). The transcript is spliced from 17 exons. Bases 85 to 2403 code for a protein of 772 amino acids. Gene Ontology annotation, cellular component: plasma membrane. The record is from RefSeq and is a predicted model, not a curated record. Gene Ontology annotation, biological process: protein processing. Gene Ontology annotation, molecular function: metalloendopeptidase activity. Lineage: Eukaryota; Metazoa; Chordata; Mammalia; Rodentia; Cricetidae.
CUCUCCUACUCCCUCCUCCACUCACCUCAGGAGGAGAAGGACAAAGGAGGGGAAGAGUUCGUGGGACAGGGUCAGGCCAGCAGAAUGGGACCUCCCUGGAGCCAGGAGGGUUCUCCAGGUGAGGGACGUGCUAUUGGACGGAGCAGACGGUGGACAAGAGCCAGGCGAGGGCUUAUAGGUGUCCUGCUCUGUGGCCUGCUCCUCGGUUCCUCUGUGCUUUGGGUGUACAUCUUCCGGAACUGUGGUCCUCGCCCUUGUGAGACACCUGUGUGUUUGAAACUUCUGGACCAUUACCUGGCCUCUGGAAACAGAAAUGCAGACCCCUGCACUGACUUUUUCAGCUUUGUCUGCGAGAAAGCCAAUGGGACCAGUAACUCUUUUAAGGUUCUCACAGAAGAGAACAAGAACAAACUGUGGAGGCUGUUGGAGACCCCAGGAUCAUGGCGCCUAAGAUCUGGAGAGGAGAAAGCCUUCCAGUUUUAUAACUCCUGCAUGGAUACAGAUGCCAUUGAAUCUGCCGGGGCAGGUCCCCUCCAACAAGUUAUUGAGGAGCUUGGAGGUUGGCACAUUUCUGGCAACUGGACUUCCUUGGACUUUAACCGAACCCUGCGGCUUCUGAUGAGCCAGUAUGGUCACUUCCCGUUCUUCAGAGCCCAUCUGGGAUCUCACCCGGCUCCUCCACACACCCUGGUCAUCCAGAUAGACCAGCCGGAGUUUGACAUUCUUCUCCAGAAAGAGCAAGAACAGAAAAUCUAUGCCCAGAUCCUGCGGGAACAGCUGACUUACCUGAAUCGCCUGGGGACUUUACUAGGAGGUGACCCACAGAAAGUACAACAGCACGCCUCCUGGUUCAUCUCCUUUACCUCACGACUGUUCCAGUUUCUGAGGCCACUCGAGCAGCAGCAGGCACAAGACAAGCUCUUCCAUGUGGUUACCAUUAGGGAACUGCAGGAAAUGGCACCUGCCAUCGACUGGCUGUCCUGUCUACAAGCAACGUUCACACCGAUGUCCUUGAGUCCCAACCAGACCCUCGUGGUCCAUGACCUAGACUACCUGAGAAACAUGUCUCAGCUGGUAGAAGAAGAGCUGCUGACAAGCAGGGACAUGAUACAGAGUUACAUGAUCUUGGGGCUGGUAGAUACCCUUUCCCCAGCCCUGGACAGUAAAUUCAGGGAGGCACGCAGAGAACUGAGACAGAAACUACUGGAACUGAAAGAACGACCACCCCUGCCAGCCUACCCACGAUGGAUGAAGUGUGUGGAAGAGACAGGAACCUUCUUUGAACCUACCCUGGCGGCUUUGUUUGUUCAGGAAGCCUUUGGUCCCAGCAUCCAAAGUGCUGCCAUGGAAUUAUUUGCUGAGAUCAAGGAUGCUGUCAUCAUACACCUCAAAAAACUUUCCUGGAUAAGUGAGGAGACCCUGGAAGAGUCCCUGAACAAGGCAAGGCUAGGAUCACAGGCCAGUAUGGGACUAUUUAAGAGACAGUUCAUCCCUGGAUCAAGAAAUGGGGAUGGAGGAGAAGAGGGCACAGAGUACUUAUGCGGUGACAGUCUUAAUGGCUCUUGGGGGUUUCUGAGGGAAUGCUUGUCACUUACAAACUUUUGUGUCUUUUUUCAGCUCACCCAGCUGCAGGUGGAGAUGGGGGCCCCAAAAAGGGACUUGAAGCCAGAGCUGGCCAAAGAGGAAUAUAGUGAUAUACAACUUGGUCCCAGUUUCCUUCAGUCUUUCCUGAGCUGCGUACGAUCCCUCCAGGGCAGGAAGGUUCGGCACUUCUUGCAGCCCUUUCCCUACCACAGAUGGACGGGAUCUCCCUGGGGAGUCAAUGCCUACUAUUCAGUACCUGACCAUGUGGUGGUCUUCCCAGCUGGCCUUCUUCAGCCUCCAUUCUUCCACCCUGGCUACCCCAGAGCCGUGAACUUUGGGGCUGCUGGUAGCAUCAUGGCCCACGAGUUGCUGCGUAUCUUCUAUCAGCUCUUACUCCCUGGGGGCUGCCCAGCCUGUGACACCCACACCCUACAGGAAGCAAUUCUAUGCCUGGAGCGCCAUUAUGCUGCCUUCCCCUUACCCAACAUGGCCCCCUUCAAUGGUUCUCACACACUCCUGGAAAAUGCUGGAGAUACAGGAGGGCUGGCUAUUGCAUUCCAGGCAUACAGCAAGAGGAUAGCAGAGCAAAGUGGGGAGAUGACCCUGGCCAACCUGGACCUCAGCCCCUACCAGCUCUUCUUCCGGAGCUACGCCCAGGUGAUGUGUAGGGAGUUGAGCUCACAAGACCCUCAGGACACUUACAGCCUUCCCAUCCUUCGAGUCCAUGGGCCCCUCAGCAAUUUCCCAGACUUUGCUAAACAUUUCCAUUGUCCGCGUGGUACCCUUCUGAACCCUUCCGCCCGCUGCAAACUCUGGUAACUUGGCUACCAAAGAGACUGAGAUGCAGAUGCCUGGAUACUUGGCCCCAUCCUCGAAGUCAGAACUAACGUCUUCCUUCUUUUCGUUCCAAAAUUAAAGGCGUGUAUGUAGCUUUUU